AUGACGGCACAAGUCCCCGACUCGAGAUUAACCAGCAUUACGCGUUCCGUUGACCAAAGCGAUUACCACACUCGCCUGCGGAGCACCACACCCGCUGCUUGUUUGCGGAGUAGCAUCUCUGUCUCUGACAAUCCGACCGCGCACCCGGAGCUUGCCAGUCCUGCUAGAUCUGGGCAGACUCCUUCUCUUCACUCUUUGUCUCCCGAGUUCGACAUCUCCACCUCCCCCAACUCAGCAGCCGCUUCGGCGGAGUCUGCCGUGAUGCCUUUUUCUGACUUGGACAAUGAUGGUGCCAGCCGCUGUAAUAGCAUUGUCAACACCAUGCUCAGCAAUAACAGCGUCAUCGAGCCCGAGCGCGUCCACAGCGAGGUCAAUGUUAUACCCGACGAGGUCUUCGCGGGAUAUGACAACCCUGGCGACGUGCGAAGCUCUGAUGUCCCGCCGCCCAUGUACACGCAGCGGGAUCCUCUGCUUCCAAUCUGCAAUGUUGAAGACUCCGGUGCCGCGUCUGCCGCCCGCGCAACCACCGUCUCCUGUGCUCCCCCUGCCUCCUACCCAACCACCACCUCUGCUUCCCACUCUGGUGCAGUCCCUGCAACCUUGGUGACUCGCACCGGGAAGAACAGAGCCGGUCGUCCCUACACUGUUUCCUUCCCGCGCCCGGACAUCGAUGCUCGUGUCCGUGACCUUCAGCGAGCUGCCAGGGAGGAGGAGGCUGCGGAAGAGCAACGCCGCCAGCAUCGCUCAUAA
Molecule: messenger RNA, 750 nt
Organism: Dacryopinax primogenitus
Lineage: Eukaryota; Fungi; Basidiomycota; Dacrymycetes; Dacrymycetales; Dacrymycetaceae
Exons: 1
Coding region: 1-750 (249 amino acids)
Source: RefSeq, a predicted model, not a curated record